Linum tenue is the source of this 978-nucleotide messenger RNA. NCBI's taxonomy places the organism in Eukaryota, Viridiplantae, Streptophyta, Magnoliopsida, Malpighiales, Linaceae. The record is from the annotation of a GenBank genome assembly.
AUGGAUCUCAGCAUCGUUUUGGAGUUCAAUUGGGACAUAGCGGCUUGUCUAGCCAAAGGGAGGGCAGCUGGAAGAAUGGCCAAGCCACUGACAACAGAGCGCCAGAGGAGGCAGCAAGUUAACGACAAGUUCGACACCCUCAGGAAUUUGAUUCCCAAUCCUACCAAGGAGCUUUUAAGCACAGUGGAGGAACUGAAGUUGCUGGUGGAGAAGAAGAGGUGCAGCAGAUGGAGGAUCAAGAGGCACAGGACGGAUCAAGAGGACGUGAAGGAGAGCUCGUUGGAGGAGAUGAAAGCUUCGUCCGCAGCUGCCGAGGUUGAUGAACAGGACAAAUCCUACAAUGGGUCGACAUUGAGGAGCGCUUGGCUUCACUUCAGAGGAAGUCUAAGGACACGGAGAUUGAUGGUGCUUGAUGAGCUUCAUUUGGAUCUUCACCAUGUCGCUAGAGGCCAUGUGGGUGAUUUUUACAGUUUUCUCUUCAAUACCAAGAUAUGUGAAGGGUCUUCUGUGUAUGCAAGUGCCAUAGCCAACAAGCUAAUUGAAGUUGUGGACAAACAGUAUGCAUCCACUCCAUCAAUAAGUUGCUACUGAUGAUCCAGAGAGGGGCCAUUUUUAAUUAGGGUUUAUGAGUCGGGGACUCAGAUUUCCACACAAGGGAGCUAGAGCAAAAAGGGGCUCAAAAGAAUCCAUGCACUGCAACAGUUUAAACUGCUGGAAAGAGAUUGGUAGGCAUCAAUACCAUAGUUGGUAGUUGAAUGAACAAGUUUUUAUGUGUAAAGACACUGCUAAUACCAGUGGGGGAAAUUAUGUUAAAUAGUUGAUGUUGAUGACUAAUUUCCCCUGUAGAUGGGGCCUCACUUAAGUUGCAUGAUCGUACUGCUGUUAUCCAUCUGUUGUAUAUAUAUAUGUUGAUGGUUUGUGUUGUUAAUGUUGCAUGUUUCAACUGUAAGGGAUACUGUUAAUUGAUUAAUGAAUGGG